GUAUUAAUUUGCAACGUUUUAGCUUCUCACAAUAUAUUAGAUCUUUGUCCCCUAACUAUCUGAGAUAUCUUUACGACUGUCAAAUCAAAUAAGUAACUUUUUGACAAUUCCUUGGUUGCCUUUCUCGUCCACCAAAGCCUCGCGUUGCUUGUGUCCCAUGACGCUUGAUUCAUGAGCCGACUCGUAUCAUAAACCGAGAGCCAAUUUUCUGGAAAUAUACGUGAUCUCUCCCUUUAUUUUUCUACAACCUUCAAAAGACACUUGCGUAGUUACCUUUUAUAAACCAGUGGUGUCUUUGAGGGCUUUCUCCAUCAACUGUGGAGACUAGGCUACUGGCCACCCACAUCAUUGUGAUCACCUUCAUUACCUGCCAGUUUAGGAUGCAACGAUGUACUUGUCAUGCCGCUUCUCACUAAUGCCUCAGGUAGGAAGUGAACCGGAGGACGUCACAGAGGAGGGAUGCCUGUAGAGAGUGGAAGCAGUGCCGCCGCCCGUCACACCAAGCAGAAGCGCAAGUCCCACAGCCUGUCCAUUCGGCGCAGCAACAGCACUGACCAGGAGCAGCGCACAGUGACAGGCAUGCAGAGAGAUAUGCUGGACGGACAGGACUCCAAAUUGCCCCUGUCCUUGCGGAGCAAUCUACUAGACCUGUUUGGCCAGAUAGAGCGGGAGUUUGAGAAUCUCUACAUCGAAAACUUAGAAUUGCGCCGGGAAAUUGAUACACUCAACGAGCGCCUAGUAUCCGAAGGACAAACCAUCGAUGGAGGAGAGCUGAGCAAAGGAGCUCUAAAAGCGAAAGCCAGUCACAGUACCAGCCAGCUCUCUCAGAAACUGAUGACCACGUACAAAGCCUCCACGAGCAAGAUAGUGUCGAGUUUCAAAGCCACCACGUCCAGAGCUGUGUGUCAGAUCCUGAGGGAGUAUGUGGGCCACCGAGAUGGCAUCUGGGACCUGGCGGUGACACGGAACUCACCUGUGGUUCUUGGGACCGCAUCAGCAGACCACUCUGCUGCUCUGUGGAGUAUAGAGACAGGAAAAUGUCUGCUUAGAUAUGCUGGCCAUGCCGGAUCUGUCAACUCCAUCAAGUUUCACCCUACGGAACAGAUGGCCCUGACAGCGUCUGGGGACCAGACGGCUCACAUCUGGCGCUACAUGGUGCAACUGCCCGUCAUCCCGCCUCUAGCAGAUAUCAGCGCACUGUGUGAUGACGAGCUGGACUUCUCAGACAGGGAGGAUGGUGACGGGGACGGGGAGGGUCCGUGCAGUGAGGUCCCCACCAUCCGCGUGGCCACCACCACCUUGAAGAGCCACCAAGGGGUGGUCAUCGCUGCAGACUGGCUGGUAGGGGGCAAGCAGGUGGUCACUGCUUCCUGGGACCGGGCUGCCAACCUAUAUGAGGUGGAGACCUCAGAGCUGGUCCACACACUGACAGGCCACGACCAGGAGCUGACCCACUGCUGUACCCAUCCAAGCCAGCGUCUGGUGGUCACCUCGUCCAGAGACACCACCUUCCGUCUGUGGGACUUCAGAGACCCCUCCAUCCACUCUGUAAACGUGUUUCAGGGACACACCGACACGGUGACGUCAGCUGUGUUCACAGUGGGGGACAACGUGGUGUCGGGGAGUGACGAUCGCACCGUCAAGGUGUGGGACUUGAAGAACAUGAGGUCGCCCAUAGCAACCAUCCGCACAGACUCUGCUGUUAACAGGAUAAGUGUCUCAGCCAACCAAAGAAUCAUCGCUCUCCCACACGACAAUCGGCAAGUCAGGCUGUUUGACAUGACUGGAGUAAGACUGGCACGACUACCACGCAGCAACAGACAGGGUCAUCGACGCAUGGUGUGCUGCUCGGUGUGGAACGAGGAGAAUGCGUCAUGUAACCUGUUCACCUGUGGCUUCGACCGGCAAGCCAUCGGAUGGAACAUAAACAUCCCAGCUCUGCUGCAGGAGAAGUGAUGCAGGACAAGUGACACACACACUGCACAUACACGGGCGUGCAGACACACACACACACACUACACACAUACCACUGUAUUUGAUGUAUAUUAUCUCCAUCCACUUUGCAUGGACUGAGUGUUUUUGUGUGUUUUAAUGGAGAGGACAAAGUCAUAUUUUAAACCCAUCUAUAUAUGUAAAAAUAUAUUUGGUUGACUCCAGAAAACACUACUUCUAUGGUGUUGUUUACUGCUGAUGAACAUGAAUGGGUGAAUAGCAAGCCCUAGUUGAUCUUGCAUGCACUCAAACUCCCGUCAAUGUAUUUGUAAAACUGUCUGAAGAACGAUAGGAGAGGCAAUACAUUUGUACCAUGCGUAUCAUAUGGUGGCCUGGUCUAACCCAGAUGGAUGAUCUUUGCACUGAGUGGGUAAUCUUGGCUGUUUUCACCCUCGUUGGCCUGCAUGAUCAAGGGCUAGGAGUUUACUAUACUGUAUCAUCUAGAGACCUACACAUUUGACCUACUGAGUUGUUUUGAGUCAGUCACAUUUUACACUGUCCAUUGUACAGAUUUCCUUUUAAAAACACAUUUAAACAAUUGUUUGCCAUACUGUUAGGAUACAUCUGCCUUGUUCUUUCUAUACUGUGUAGUACUCAAUAUGACUAUGUGGGUGUACUGUAGCUUUGACAAUAGGGAACCUGCAAUUAUGUUUUUUUUGCAAGAAAAUGCAUUCAUGCAUGCAGCAGCAAUGGGGCUUGUUCAAUAUCAUAUUUCACAUUUCCUCCAUGGGUCACAAUGUGCUGAUAUGGUUACUGGUCACCUGCUUAGAUAAAUAUGCUUGACUGAUAUUGAUGUUUGCUGUACAUAGAUCUCAAUGAAAAUGAUAGAUGAUCAGCUUGAAGUGUGUAGUCCCCCUGGCCAGUACACUGUUUACUGUAUUGCAUGGGCUAAUCUAAUGUUGAAUAUGUGAUCAUAACAUCCUCCAAUAGCAAAGCCACAAAAGAGCUCAAUAAAAUGAUUUGGUUAAUUAUCA
Messenger RNA from Oncorhynchus gorbuscha (pink salmon), 2966 nucleotides. Its product is annotated as WD repeat-containing protein 37-like. The record is from RefSeq and is a predicted model, not a curated record. The transcript is spliced from 14 exons. Bases 460 to 1956 code for a protein of 498 amino acids. Lineage: Eukaryota; Metazoa; Chordata; Actinopteri; Salmoniformes; Salmonidae. Gene Ontology annotation, molecular function: protein binding. Gene Ontology annotation, cellular component: preribosome, large subunit precursor.